Baudoinia panamericana UAMH 10762 is the source of this 963-nucleotide messenger RNA. RefSeq lists its product as uncharacterized. The transcript is spliced from 3 exons. Gene Ontology annotation, biological process: DNA-templated transcription. The record is from RefSeq and is a predicted model, not a curated record. Gene Ontology annotation, cellular component: RNA polymerase II, core complex; RNA polymerase I complex; RNA polymerase III complex. The annotation marks the transcript as partial. NCBI's taxonomy places the organism in Eukaryota, Fungi, Ascomycota, Dothideomycetes, Mycosphaerellales, Teratosphaeriaceae. Gene Ontology annotation, molecular function: DNA binding; DNA-directed RNA polymerase activity.
CAGAUCUUCAAUCAAGGACCACACGGCAGACAGGUGCGCAAAGUGAAGAGCGGCGAAAGGUGGCAUGAGCGACGACGCAGCGAGCCGUGAACAGUCACGGCUAUGGCGCAUACUACGAACGGCGAAACAGAUGUGCUAUGAUAGAGGGUACGAGCUCACCGAGGACGAGUGUAACAUCUCCUUCGACGACUUCAAAACACAGUAUUGCGACGAAUCAGGCGCACCGCAACGGACACGAAUGAACUUCACUGCGCGCCCGACACCCGAGAUGAACAAAAAAUACUCACCGCUACCCAAACCAAGCAAUCCCGACCCAGCGCCGGAUAUUGGCACGAUCUUCGUGCAGUUCAACUCAGACCCAAAUAUUGGCAUCAAGCAUCUGAAAACGUUCGCACAGCUCCUAAGCGAAAAGAACCUCCACACGGGCAUCUAUGUAUCUCAAGCCGCGCCAACAGCGUCAGCAUUGAAGAUCAUUCCUACGAUAGCCCCUCUCGUGAUGGAAAUAUUCCGAGAAGAGGAUCUUCUCGUGAACAUCAGUCGGCACGAACUCGUGCCAAAGCACACGUUGCUCAGCCCUGAGGACAAGAAGCGGCUGCUGGAGAGGUAUAGGUUGAAGGAAACGCAGUUGCCGCGGAUCCUGACGCACGAUCCGAUGGCGCGGUAUCUGGGGUUGAAGCGAGGACAGGUUGUGAAGAUUAUCCGGAAGUCGGAGACUGCGGGCAGGUAUGCCAGUUAUAGAUGGGUGAUAUGAGGCUGGUUGAUUCAGCGUGGAAUAGCGAUUGUGACAUAUGAGCGUGGAGUUUGGCGCUCAAGGUAUCGCUGUCUGAAAUUUGGUAGCUCUGAACCUCAUUCCGAACAGCUCAAUGCUGUUAUACAUGGUCAGUAUUCCUGAUCAAUUGUAAAUGUGCAUCACGCGUAUAAGCAGCCAGUAGGAUGAGAGUGUGUAGGAUAUGUGGUGUAUGU